This is a messenger RNA of Prorocentrum cordatum, 321 nucleotides long. The record is from the annotation of a GenBank genome assembly. NCBI's taxonomy places the organism in Eukaryota, Dinophyceae, Prorocentrales, Prorocentraceae.
GCUCGGACGUUCAUGGAGCUCACCAGCGCAGUGUGCGCCGACAUGCCCGAGGGGACCCGUGCCGCCGUCGUGGGGCUGGUAGGCGCCGCGCAGUCCAGUUUCCUGUUCAUGGUCUUGGGGCUCUACUCCCUGAGCAUCGGCGAAGGCCUAGGCAAGCUGUUUUACGACACGCAGAUCUGCCUCCCCGUGUGGACCCUCAUCGGCAGCCUCGUCUUACUGCCUGUGCACAUCAACGCGACGAGCCUGGGCUCCUACACGUCCCUGAUCUACGUGAACUGCUCGACCAUCCUGGGGAGCAUAUUCGGGCCGGCGCGCCUCUGA